AUGCGAAGCCUCGUGAAAGCCUUUGUGAUCAUCAGUGUGCUGAGUCUCGCUGCGAGUGAUAAAGCAUCAGCCGGUCCGUUAGGCUCAGGGGCCAUUCCAUCUGACAACAAUGUCGACAAUCCCGCCAAUCUGACAAUGUACAACUCCACGGGCGCAAGCGUAGAUUCCACGAAUAGUACCGCCACGAACACUACCGAUAGCGGAACCACCACUCUUUUGUCAUCCGAUGCAACCCCAGCUAGCGAUGCUACUUCAUCUACAGGCGGCUCCUUUGCGUCUUUAGCAUCAAUUGGCGUUACAGAUGAUUCCAUUUCGAACUCUACCGAUGCAAACUCGACUCUCACCAACUCUUCCAAUAUCACAGCUGGGGUUUCGAACUCGACUGCUUUCGACGGAUCCGCAUCAAUUAAUGGUGCUUAUAAUGCAAGCGCAUCUCUUUUGACCGAUGAUGCCUCAUCAAAUAACACCACUGGGCUAUUCAACGAGACUCUAGCGUCUGUCAACAGUACCAGCUCUUCCCGCAACAACACCGAAGAUGCAGUGGCGUUAAAUGACUCUUUCUCCAUGGACAAUAGUACUUCGUUGCUCUCUGUGAAUGCGAGUGAUGCAUCCAAUGCGACCAUCUCACUCAAUUCUACAACUGAUGGAGCCAACUCAACCACCUUCAACAUAACUUCCAACUAUACUCAAGGCUAUAGUGGAGCGGUUGGAAGUGUGAGAACAUUUGUUCUCAGUCAAAACAUUAGCUGGUCAGAGAAGGACUUCAACAUAUAUGACAAUGGCGGUCCUCUCGCAUAUGUUAUUACAAAGGCAGCAGGAAUGAACGCAACUUCUGAAGACAUUGUCGUCAAGGUCGGUUCGACAGGCGAGAAGAAACUCCAAGUUGAUGCAGUUGAGCCACAUUUAAUCUUUAAAUGA
Molecule: messenger RNA, 918 nt
Organism: Melampsora larici-populina 98AG31
Lineage: Eukaryota; Fungi; Basidiomycota; Pucciniomycetes; Pucciniales; Melampsoraceae
Exons: 1
Coding region: 1-918 (305 amino acids)
Source: RefSeq, a predicted model, not a curated record